Messenger RNA from Wickerhamiella sorbophila, 630 nucleotides. Its product is annotated as Mitochondrial peculiar membrane protein 1. Bases 1 to 630 code for a protein of 209 amino acids. The transcript has a single exon. Lineage: Eukaryota; Fungi; Ascomycota; Dipodascomycetes; Dipodascales; Trichomonascaceae. The record is from RefSeq and is a predicted model, not a curated record.
AUGCCUAGCGAAAGCAACAACCCCUGGGACCAAUUGAAAGACUCAAUUGACGAUGCCAGAGAUUGGUCUACGCGGACCAUCGAUUUGGCCAACCGCAAGUUCAACGAGUACUCUGAUCGGGUGCAGACCGACGGGUGGUACAGCUUGCCCGGAGCUGAUCUGCUCAAUUCGGUAAUGAGCGAGAACCCUCUGGUGGCCUCGCGCGUGCCAAGUCUCUAUCGCUACUCGCAGUGCAAAGAGAACAAUGGCGUUUCCGCCUGGACCAGGGAGGGCAUCUGGAAAUGCCUCAUGCCCAGUAAGGACGAGAUCGAUUUCAGCGAUAACAAGCUGUUCAGGGACUACACGGGCUACUUGGACUUCAAAUUGUCAAUGUACAAGGCGCAGCAGGCUCAACUGGAGAACGAUCGUCGAAAGAGACACCAAAGUGUGAUGUGGCGCACCCCCAAGUUCAUCUCUGAGGAGGAAGCCCAGGGCAAGAACGCGGUGGGCGAGCGCUCGUUCACGCAAACAAUCACCGAUGAAACAGGCCACACCGAGACAAAGCGUACCCUUUAUAAAUAUUUUGAUGACGGCACUGCCUUCAAGAAGGAGGAGACCUCCGCCGGUGGUAAAGGCAGCUGGUUUUGGUAG